UGCGCUCUUCACAUAUGGGUCACGCGAAACCGCAUUACACACACUUCAUCCUUCCACCAAUGGGGAGAUGGAAAAACAAUCUUAGCUUUGCAGCAGAGCUACGAAUUUGUCUGGCUACAGAUGUAACUCCUGGGUCGGAGUUAUUAGACGUAAUUUAACCAACUAAUUUUAAAUGUUGUUUGGGUGAACUGGUUGUGGAAGUUGCGGUUGCGACUUGCGGGGCGCUAACUUGUGGGAUUAGUUUGCAUGCAGCCCGACAGCGGAGGCUGACUGCGGUGGGAUGGGCUGUGAGGUGUUCAAGAUGGCGGCGCCCUGUGGAGUGCAGCUACUCUAACAGAGGUGCCUGGAGACUGUAUUGGUGGGUGGCCCCAGGAGUCCUCCAGGCAGGCAGGGACGGACACCGUGAGAGAGACGCUGCCUCCACCCCCAGCAUUGCCACCACCAUGGCCAGGGAGCAGCCCAACGUGGGGGACCUCCUCCCACUCCUGGAGACCUCCGACCUCCACCAGCUAGAAGAGAUCAGAGGCCUCAUCAACGAGCAGCUCAGCACCGAGCGAGGGUCCAUGCUGCUGAACGGGCUGGUGGACUACUUUUUGGAAACAAACUCUGCCCAGGCCAUGCAUAUCCUCUCCUCAGUCAGAGAGCCACACGAUAAGCACCUUCUGGACAAGAUGAACGAGUGUAUGACCAAACAGACCUGUCGGCUGCCCACCCUCACCCUGCUCGGCCAUGUAAUCCGCAAGCAGCCGUCCUGGAUCCACAAGAUUGCCCGAUACCCUCUGCUGCUCUCGCUGCUCAAAUGCCUAAAGACGGAUACCGACGUAGUGGUGCUGAUAACUGGAGUCCUGGUGCUGAUCACUCUGCUACCCAUGAUCCCUCAAGCUGGGAAACAACAUCUGUGGGAGUACUUUGACAUCUUUGGCCGUCUGGCAUCUUGGAACCUUAAGAAUCCUGGUAGGAGCUUCCUGUCAGGCCUCACAAAAAGGCAUGUUUCCGAGGUUUACCUAAUCCACCUGCACGCCAGCGUCUACUCACUCUUCCACCGCCUCUACGGCAUGUACCCGUGCAACUUUGUGUCCUACCUGCGCUCCCAUUACAGCAUGAAGGAGAACAUGGAAACUUUUGAGGAAGUAGUGAAGCCGAUGCUUGAACACGUUCGUAUUCACCCAGAACUGGUGACAGGAACCAAGGACCAUGAGCUUGACCCCACCAGGUGGAAAAAGUAUGAAAUCCAUGAUAUCGUCAUCGAAUGUGCCAAAGUGUCUCUAGACCCCAAGGAGGCGUCGUGUGAGGAGGGCUAUGCCACCAUGCCUGAGAACUUUUACCCCCAAGUCCACUUGCGACCACAAGACUGCACUUCCAGCCCCUACACAGACCUCCACAGCAGCUACGGAAGCUCUUCUUCGACCCCAUUCUCGACUCCACGGCAGCCGCUACCCCCGCCCCUGUCCUUGCCCCCCUUCUCAGGGACACAGCCCUCUUACCGCAGCCCACAGACCUCCAGACGGCAGAACUCCACCUGUGAACUCAACUCUUCCUGUGGGGGGAAGGACCCUCUGUGGAGCCCCUCCUCGUUGUGUGGCAUGGCCACGCCCCCCUCCUCCAGGGGCAUGUCGCCCAACUUGGAGCUCUCCCACAGUGCCUCACACCUUCCCAGCCGCUUCCACUGCACAUCAGGAGGAAAAGGAACUCCUGCCUCCAGCACUCCAGCCACCUCUUCCCCACCUCCCACCCUAUCAGAUGACUUCCCCAUAAUCUCCUUACCAGCCAACACAGUCCAGUCCAGUCCACCAAGAAAGGAUCGUCGACAAGGAGAAAGCAGCAAGCCGGCCCUGGUGAGACAGGAACAAGUAAAAGAUACAGAGAAGAGUGCAGAAGUAGCCACAAACAGAGAUGCAGGAGCUGCUGAGAAUGUCUCCAUGACUUUGACAGAGCUGUCGGUCUUCAUGAAGAAACAGGAGCUGGAGCUUCAGCUGAGAACAGAGAAAGAGAGGGAAGAGGCUGCCAUCACAGAGGAGCUGCUGAAGAUCACUGAAGAUAAGCAGGAGUUGUCGGGCCUGAGGGGCUUCGACUCCCCAUUCUAUCACACUACCGAGACUCUGACUGGCUGCCAGGCACAAGACAAGACCCUCUCCGACGCCCAGCUUGGAGGCCCCAUUCGGGACACCCACCAUGUCGUAUCGACGCCAGACAAAGCUGAGAACACUGCGAGUACCAGUGGCGUUGGGAGUGAAAAAGGAGGAGGAGCGGGAGGAGACAGCAGGAGUUCAGCCCUCGGCCUCGAGCAGUCCUGGUCCUUCCAGUCAGGUUUCACCCCCAUCGAUCAUCACCUGCACCGGAGCCCCUCUGCCCCGGACGAUGAGUUGGGCAAGUUUGGGAUGUUCUCCCCGAGCCCGUGCAGCAAGACCCCGGCCCCGGUGCCCUAUGAGUCAUUCUUCGACCUGGCCCUGCCCAGGGCGGCCUCACUCUUCGUGGGCCAGAAGACGUCGGAGGCGGUGCACAAGGCAGCGAUGGAGAGGUUGUCGCAGUGGGAGGAAGGGUUGGAGGACGGGGAGGAGGAAGGGGUAGUGUCUGCUUCACCACUGGAGGUGCUGGAUCGCCUUGUUCAGCAGGGGAGCGACACCCAUGAUAAAGUGCUCAAGAGAGCCUGCCUGGGUAGUUUCCAGUCUAUUACUGCAGCCGAAAGGAAACACCCAGUUGAGAACAAAUUACCUUUGCCAAGUAAGUCAGCUGACUGGACGCACUUUGGAGGCUCAGCUCCGCUGGACGAGCUUCACACGCUGCGCAGCCAGCUGCUCCUGCUGCACAACCAGCUGCUGUACGAGCGCUACAAGAGGGAGCAGCACGCCGUCCGCAACCGCCGCCUCCUCCGACGCAUCAUCAACGCCACUGCACUGGAGGAGCAGAACAACGCCAUGAAGGACCAGCUGAAUCUGCAGAGUGUGGACAUCUUGUCUUUGAGGGAGAGUCUGCAGGUGGAGCAGCAGCGGUACAGACAGCUGUGGGACGACCGGGAAACAGUGGUGACCAGGUUGCACAGUCAGAUCAGACAGCUGCAGCAGGGACGAGACGACUACUACACCAAGAACCAGGAGCUCCAGAGCAAGCUGCAGGAGUGUCAGAAAAAGAUGGAUGAACUGGAGGCGGAGCUUCAGAGGGCCAACAACAAAGUCUGCCACACUGGUCACCUCCUCAACCAGAUGACUAUUAAGCUGAGCAACAGUGAGAGCACCCAGCAGCAGAUGAGUUUCCUGAACAAGCAGCUGCUGCUCCUCGGGGAGGCACAUAAGCUGUCCAUGCAGGAGUUACACCACACAGGCGCCGAUAAUACAAAGGAGGCCCAGAUGCUGCGGGUGUCUUACGAGAAAGAGGUGGAGACGCUGAGGCAGAACCUGCUGGUUCAGGGUCAGAAACUGGAGGCAGCGCAGCAGAGAGUCUCCGAGCUGGAGACGCACCUCUCCAAGAAGGAACACCUCAUCGUCGAGCAGAAGAAGUUCCUUGAGGAUGUAAAAUGUCAAGCAAAGGCUGAGCUGCAGGCCUCAGACAGCAGGUAUCAAGCUCAGAGGAGAAUCACUCAGCUGCUGCAGACUGAACUCCUGCAGCUCUACAGCAGAGUGGAGAUGGAGGCUCCUGCCAGCACUGCCACCAGUUCACCACCAGGGGGCAGAGCUGACCCACACACUCUUGCUGACUCCAGUGUCAUGGUGCCAGAUGGACCAAGUAAAACUCACAGCAGUGAGGAGGCAGACAUUAGACCACCACACGACUCCCCUCGGGGCAACGGCAGCACUUUAUCGCCAGGGCAACCAAAGGCGAGCAACUCUUCCAAGACAACAGCCAACUCCAUCAACGGCAGCCAGGACCUGGCCCCGCCCCUGCUGGUGGAGCCCUCCCUGUCCUGUCCCCACGCCAACUCGCUGGCACCCCAGCCCCCCUCUGACGCGCCGCUGACCGUGGGCUCCUACCCCAGCGCCAAGAGCUUCCUGGGCAUGAGGGCGCGCGAGCUGUUCCGCAACAAAAGCGAGAGCCAGUGUGACGAGGAGCAACCGCCGCCACGCCUGGCCGGCCUCGCCCACGACCUGAAGACUGAGCUGUGCGUGGAGCCGCCCUGCCCAGGUUAUAUAGCCCCAGUCUGCCCUGUACCUUGCCUCAUCCCGACCCCGCCCCCCGUCCCAGCCCCUGCCCUUGCCCCAGCCGCUCCGCUCACUGUGCCCACCAAGGAGCCCCCCUCUGAGCCCAAGCAACGGGCCUCCAGCCAGGAAAGCCCCCGCAGGAAGGCAGCGGUGGGGCCAGGUGGAGGGCGGGGUCACGCAGUGUCGGGGCGCCCCCGGCAGCAGCAGCUAAAGAUCAUGGACUAUAAUGAAACACAUCACGAGCACAGUUAGAGACACGGAACUGAGCCGGGACGCAGGGCGGAGGUGGAGAGACUGAAGUUUAACGAUGAAGAAGAGCUACAAAUCAGUGAAAGAGUAAACAUGUCAGCAACUCUUUGGAAUUCAGUGUUAUUUGUUCCAUUCCUCUGAGUGGACAACAGGAUUUCAGCCCAGUGUUUUUCUACUUUUGUUUUCUCUUUUUUUUAUAUAUACUGAUUCAUUCCCUUGAAGAAUGUUGACAAGGUUACAGGGACACAAAGUCCAAUUUGUUGUUACCAGUGAAGAUGCUAGACUUAUGAAUUUGGUUAUGAAUCAAAGAUAAGCUGACAGAAUAUGAACAAAGUUAUUGAUAACUUGCAUGUGACUCGGUUAGUCUGACAUUUCAAAGGUCAUUCCACCUAAAAUACAUAAAUGUAGCUUUUCCCACCUGGCUCCAGUUGUAUCAGCCAUACAGAUAGCUUAAACUGUAAUUUAAGCCAAAUUUUGACAUCUGUCUCUGAGAUUCCUGCCUCCACAGACAACACAAUGGAAGUGAAUGGAAUUCUGUUUGUGAUGCUCUCCGCACUGAAAGAUUACUCUUCGUCACAGUAACUUUGGAUAAUCCACAGACCUUUCUGACACUUUUCAUUGCAACUACAAUCUACUGAAGACAUGAAAAAAGUUCAGAGCGAGGUCUAUGGAUUAUUCAGAGUAAUGUGGACACCGUUUCUGGAGAGAAGGUUGCUGUUAAAAUGUUUAGAUAUCAUGUUUAAAUGCUGUGAGGACCACAAAUAAAGUUCCCUUCACCUCUAUUGUGUUGGCUGUGGACACAGGAAUCUCAGAGUCAGAUAUCUCAAAACUUGGACAAAUAAAAUUUGCCCUAGUUGAUAACACUAAAGCUAAGUGAGAAAAAGUAAGUCAUUUGUGUGUACUGACCCUUUUAACAUUCAAACAUUUCCACUUCCAAUCAAAUCAGAUAUUUAAAAAAAAAACACUAGAGGAGCAGGAGAUGUUACAUUUGUCACUAUUCUGUUAGGCGUGGACCGAAAUAUGUUUUUGAUAUCUGAGUGCAUGUUGCGUGAGUGUUACAUCAGAGUGGUGGAGGUGAUCAGUACGUAGAGAUGUUUGUUCUGAGGAAACCUUGGGAGUGUGACUUUAUCGCUGCUGGACUGAAUUGGAAAACUAACCAAAAGAAGUCAGGAGGAGAAUGUGUUUGGUUUGCGAAUGUGCGAGCGUGUUGGUGGUGCAGUCAUGUUGGAUUUCGUGCUUCGGCAAAGAUGCAACGAGGAAAGUGUAUGAAAUUUAGAAAAUUGAUGAAAUUGUAUGCAUUUUUAUAAAUUUCACAUUCCGUCGCACCUUUUCUUUUUUUUAUUUAUUCAGCCAUGAAGGGUGCUCACAAGUACAUAUCCUAAAUUAGAAUCAGACCUGGCAGUGACAAGUUAUAUAAACCAUCUUUUUCUGUUCGAGACGACCAGCUGAUCAUAAUGAAGUGCCAUGCAAACGUUUGUGGUCUGGCUGAGUUCAAACAUCUCCAAACAGAAGUGUUGUUUCUCAUGUUGCAUGUACGUUCAGCUGGUACAGCGUGGGAAAUAAAACCAAAAACAUCUUGUCCAAUCAGGUUCCCUUCUGCAGGUCUGAUAAACACGGAGUUACCUCGUUUCUUCUAAGUAUUAGAAGUAAACUCCAGUUUUGAAAGUUGACUAAAUCCUGUUGUCCACUGGGAACUCCUGCUGUCACUUCCUUUUGCCUCGCUAUCUAAAGCAUGUUCAACAAUCCACUUUAAAUGCCAACCGUAGUAACUACAGCAAACCAAGACAGAAGGUACAAUCAGCACAAACUGAAGAGACCAGGACUCUGACCAGAGCUGGAGAAUCUGGGACAAAAUGGCAAAAAGGAAGUUCUUAAAGCAGUGGCUUGUGUUUAACUGUGAACAAUAAAGAUCGUCUUCAAUGUUUUGCACUACA
This is a messenger RNA of Dicentrarchus labrax (European seabass), 6316 nucleotides long. It is a transcript of the gene tsc1b, whose product is annotated as TSC complex subunit 1b. Gene Ontology annotation, cellular component: TSC1-TSC2 complex. The record is from RefSeq and is a predicted model, not a curated record. Bases 444 to 4385 code for a protein of 1313 amino acids. The transcript has 23 exons. Lineage: Eukaryota; Metazoa; Chordata; Actinopteri; Moronidae. Gene Ontology annotation, biological process: regulation of cell cycle; negative regulation of TOR signaling; negative regulation of cell population proliferation.